Molecule: messenger RNA, 1016 nt
Organism: Paramecium pentaurelia
Lineage: Eukaryota; Ciliophora; Oligohymenophorea; Peniculida; Parameciidae
Source: the annotation of a GenBank genome assembly
AAUGCUAUAGGGUGAAGUAAAUAUUACAGAGAAAAGAUAAAUGAGAAGAGCAAGAACUAAUUUUGAGAAUGAAAGGUAAUUUAAAGGUUUAAUAAUGAUAGUGAUGAUCCAGAGAAAGAGAAAAUGACAUGUUAUGAAAGUGUUUUAAAUUGUUUUGGAUCUUUUUUUGGAACCUUAAGAGCAUGGUUACCAUGUUGCUGUUGUUGUUGUCCAUAUCCAUAUUAUGAAAUAACAUAAGGGUAAAAGGGAUUGUUAUAAAAAUUUGGAAAAUAUUAAAGGACUUUAGAACCUGGACUACAUGAAUUUAAUCCGUAAUUCUUUUAUAUUAUUUUUUAGUUUUACAGAUAGAAUUAUUCCUGUUAGUACAAAAACAUAGUAAUUCAAAUAGUUAUAAUAUUAUAGCAUUAUUGAUUUAGAGAGAUAACUUAUAUUGACUAAAGACAAUAUAACUGUUAAUAUUGAUACUAUUGUAUAUUAUAGAGUUGUAGAUGUGUGUAAAUCAGCAUAUAGAGUGAAAAGAAUUGUUGAAGCUGUUAAAGAAAUAACAUACGCGGUAAUAAUAUGUUGAUUUAAGACUCUUCGAACAAUUACUGGUGAACAUACAUUAUAAGAUAUUAUUGAGAAUAGAUAGAAGAUAGCAGAUGAAAUAGAAGGAUUUGUAUUUGACGUUGUAUCAGAAUGGGGUAUUUAUUAUUAUUUAUUUAUUUAUAUUAGGAAUCUAUUUAGAACAUGUUUUUAUUAAGGAUAUGUAAAUGGGAGAUGAAUUACAAAAUUCACUUUCUAAUGCACCUAAAGCUUAGAGAUUAGCUUAGUCUAAAAUAAUUUCAGCAAAAGUAAUUUUAUGUUAAACACUAGAGUGACGUUGAGGCUGCAAAACUUAUGAGAGAGGCUGCUGAUAUGUUAGAUUCUAAAGCAGCUAUGUAAAUUAGAUAUUUUGAAACUAUUUAACUUAUUGCUAAAAACAAAAACCCAAAAAUAUUGUUCCUGUCUAUGGAUCAGACUUAAAAAAAAUGAUU